Molecule: messenger RNA, 2081 nt
Organism: Tarenaya hassleriana
Lineage: Eukaryota; Viridiplantae; Streptophyta; Magnoliopsida; Brassicales; Cleomaceae
Product: cytochrome P450 86B1-like
Exons: 2
Coding region: 181-1884 (567 amino acids)
Molecular function (GO): iron ion binding; oxidoreductase activity, acting on paired donors, with incorporation or reduction of molecular oxygen; monooxygenase activity
Source: RefSeq, a predicted model, not a curated record
CAAACCCAAUUCCUAAGAGCCACACGCACAAGAGAAAUUCAUGCGUCUUCUUCCCAUCUUAUAUCUCUGUAUCUCUCUCUCGCUCAUGCACAUUCUUCACCCGCUAACUAACACGACACGAUAUUAACGCGUUCAGAUCCUUCAUUUCCCAGGAGAUAUACUGUUUUUUCUGUUUCCGCUAUGAACCCUAAUUCUUAUUUUUUCAAUCUCACCUCUGGUGCCGUUCCCUUGAUCUCUCCGUCGUCUUUCUCCAGCGACCCUCUUGUUUCGAAGAGGCUGCUUUUCUUGAAACACGUUCAGAUUCUCGAGCUUUUCGUUGCCCUUUCCGUGUUCAUCGCCAUACAUUCCUUGCGUCAGAGGAAACGUUAUGGUCUGCCCCUCUGGCCGGUUCUCGGCAUGUUGCCGUCUCUUGUUUUUGGUAUCAGAGGCAACAUCUACGAGUGGAUGACCGAUGUUCUUUGUCGUCAAAACGGGACGUUCUGGUUCAGAGGUCCGUGGUUUAGCAGCCUGAACUGCGUCGUUACUUGUGAUCCACGAAACAUCGAGUACCUUCUCAAGACACGUUUCUCCGUCUUCCCGAAAGGGUCCUACUUCCGGGAAACACUCCGUGAUCUUCUAGGUGACGGGAUAUUCAAUGCGGAUGACGAGAUGUGGCAGCGACAGAGGAAGACAGCCAGCAUCGAGUUUCACUCCGCCAAGUUCAGACAGCUGACGACUCAGUCAUUGCUUGAACUCGUGCACAAGAGGCUCUUGCCGGUUCUGGAAACUUCUGCGAAAGCCUCCUCGCUGAUCGAUCUCCAAGACGUGUUAUUAAGGCUAACGUUCGAUAACGUGUGUAUGAUCGCAUUCGGCGUUGAUCCUGGCUGCCUCAGUCCGGGAUUACCAGAAAUACCCUUUGCAAGGGCCUUUGAGGAUGCUACAGAGGCCACGGUGAUGAGAUUCGUCACGCCCACUUGCGUGUGGAAGCUCAUGAGGCACCUAAACUUUGGAGUCGAAAAGAAGCUUAAGACGUCGAUCAAGGGUGUGGAUGAUUUUGCAGAAGAAGUCAUCCGGACAAGGAAGAAGGAACUGUCUCUGCAGAGGAAUGAUGGCGACGAUGAACACAAGAACACGAAGAGAUCGGAUCUCUUGACGGUGUUCAUGGGUCUGAAAGAUGAGAAAGGGGAGCCGUUUUCGGACAAGUUUCUUCGCGAUAUCUGCGUGAACUUCAUUCUGGCAGGAAGAGACACUUCCUCUGUUGCUCUGAGUUGGUUUUUCUGGUUGCUCGAGAAGAAUCCGAAAGCGGAAGAGAGAAUCAUGGAGGAGGUAUGCAAGAUUCUGAGCGAGAGAGGGGGAGAAACAGAGGGAGAGGGGGAGAAGAAGAGGGAAUAUGAACCGGUUUUCAGACCGGAAGAGAUCAAGAAGAUGGAUUAUCUUCAAGCUGCUUUGUCUGAAGCUCUCAGACUGUAUCCUUCAGUUCCCGUGGAUCACAAGGAGGUUCUUGAAGAUAAUGUAUUUCCGGAUGGUACGGCGCUAAAGAAAGGAGAGAAAGUGAUAUACGCGAUAUACGCAAUGGGAAGAAUGGAGGCGAUAUGGGGAAAAGACUGCAGUGAAUUCAGGCCAGAAAGAUGGCUGAGAGACGGCCGCUACACGAGCGAAUCUGCGUACAAAUUCACGGCCUUCAACGGCGGUCCGCGGCUGUGCUUGGGCAAAGAUUUCGCGUAUUACCAGAUGAAAUUCGCGGCCGCGUCGAUCGUUUAUCGGUACAGAGUCAGGGUCGUGAAUGGUCAUCCGGUCCAGCCGAAACUGGCGCUCACCAUGUACAUGAAGCAUGGCUUGAGAGUGAACAUGAUCAAGAGGGAUGUCUAUGAAAUUAACGAGUGUUAUGAUAAGAUUAGUGUAUGAUCAAGAAGUUAAUGUUUAUAUUUUGGUUUGAUCUUUUUUAUAUGGCAGUUGUAUACAAUAUGGUUUCAUGUGAUAACCAUAUGUAGUUGCGUAUGGUAAUGGGAACAAAUAUGGCGAGCCGGCUGGUUUGUAAGAAUGUAAUAAAUUUGAUUUUUGUGUGUGUGUAUAAAUUAAUUUAUAUUGAGGGUUUUAGAUUA